Messenger RNA from Sclerotinia sclerotiorum 1980 UF-70, 2580 nucleotides. RefSeq lists its product as hypothetical. The coding region runs from base 1 to 2580 and encodes 859 amino acids. Gene Ontology annotation, biological process: microtubule-based movement. The transcript is spliced from 3 exons. Gene Ontology annotation, molecular function: kinesin binding. Lineage: Eukaryota; Fungi; Ascomycota; Leotiomycetes; Helotiales; Sclerotiniaceae. The record is from RefSeq and is a predicted model, not a curated record. Gene Ontology annotation, cellular component: membrane-bounded organelle; cytoplasm; kinesin complex.
AUGGCCGGUAUCGUGGACAUCCCCGUUCACUAUGAAGUUAUAUUUGGCAGCGAUCCGCGAGUUUCUAAAGCUCUGGCGGACGUAUAUUUCGAGAUUCUUAUUUUCUUGGGAAGUGUUCGCGCGGCGUUAUGCAAAGACAAUGCAGAUAUCAGAACACAAGUAAUGACUUGGUUAUACCCAGGUGAUUAUUAUGAGAGUUUACAUCAAGCUUGUGCCAAGAGAUCCUCAAAUACAGGUCAAUGGCUUCUUACUGACACAAGCUUUCAAAAUUGGCUGAACGGGCUGUCAGAUUCGGUACUGUGGUGCUAUGGCUCUCCAGGGUGUGGGAAAACGAUUCUCAGUGCCACCGCUAUUCAGUAUUUACAGGAUUAUUAUGGCUCCAUUCCCACAAUAUACUUUCACUGCAGCUCAACAGACAAGUUAAAACAAUCCCAGGAAUCCAUAUAUAUCAGCCUUUUAGGUCAAAUCACAGCACACGCAACCAGUAUUCCACAGGCAUUAAUAUCUGCAUAUCUCUUCGCUGAAAGAUACGGACGAUGUCGCAUCUCCGUUGCCGACAGGAUCCCGGAAUUGCUCGCAGAAGUGCUUCGUGCCUUACCAGCACUUAACAUCGUCAUAGAUGGACUUGACGAAUGUGAAUCCGAAGAUAUGCUAGGUAUUUUGCGCCUGCUGAAUGGUAUUUCCCAAGAUCGCAACUCUAUCCGCCUUUUAUUCUUCUCACGAGAUAUUCUUCCCUUGCGCAAAGAAUUGGGCAUUUUCCCUUCUGUCCACAUCAAUACGAAUGCUGUUCAGUCAGAUAUUGAACAGUAUUUAAGAGAGGCAAUUGAGACUCUUCCUUGUACAGAAUCUCACUUAAAACAGUAUGUGUAUAAUGUGCUAUCCCAAAAGGCGGCAGGCAUGUUUCUAUUCGCACGACUUGGAAUGGAAACAUUGCAAGCAACAUUUAAUACUCAGGAUAUGCUAUCUUCACUGGACAAACUUCCUACCGGAAUUUACAAUGUGUACGGACAAAUUCUGGAACGCUUAGCAUCAAAACCAUUUGCAAAUCAAUCUUUGGCACGUCGCAUUUUCCAUUGGGUAUGUAGAACUUCAAGGCCUCUCAACUGGCUUGAAUUACAGUGUGCUUUAUCUUGGGACGAAGAAAGGACGAUUUUUGAUGGAAAUAUUGCGCCUUCCAAGGACUCGGUGCUAGAAGUUUGUUGUCCUUUGGUUGAGUAUAGACCCGAAUCCGACACGUUUAACCUUGGGCAUUUAUCAGUCUACGAAUAUCUUCACGAUCGCUCGAAUUCCAUCUUGUUGUCGCCUCAAGCAGCUGGCUUUCUUCUCGAAGAGAAAUACUCGCAUCUUGGGCUAGCCCAAGCAACAUUGACGUACCUAAGCAAAUCUGGGAUCGCCGAAUCGAUUAAUCUAAACUCACAGCAAUAUCCUUUAGCAAAAUAUGCUACGGAAAAUUGGUGCUAUCAUCUAUCAUUAUCUGUGUACGACUUUAAACUUCAUCGACAAUACGAAAAGUUCGUUGCAUCCGAAACUAGGAGAUCGGCUUGGAUUACAAGAUCAUUAUUAUCAGAAGAUCUACCAUUUCCCAUGCAUCGAAUUGCAAAACUUCAAAGACUAGUUCAAACCUGGACAAACCAAUCCGGUAUCCUUGGAAAACAAUCCGCGGAAGAUUUGAUGGAUAUUCAAAAAGCUUUGUUUCGUCUAGACGAUUUCAUACAAUCACAACGUCGAGGAGGACCCGGUAGUAUUAACGUUAUCUCUAACUUUGAGAGAUCCAUGAUCAUCCGAGACUUGGCUAGGCUGUAUACUAUGAGUGGUCAAAUAGAUAUGGGAGUUCGUGUUUUCGAGGAAGAGAUUACAAAGACUGGAGGUACCAAUUCAGGAAAAGCCUCAAAGGCGUGGCUACUAAAUAGUCUUGGGAUUCUCUACGAUCAGCAAGGAAGAUUUCGUCUCGCGGAAGCUAUACAGCGUCAAGCUCUAGCCGUACAACUCCGUUUCCUCCCCCACGACCACCUCGACAUAAUAAUCACCAUCAACGAACUCGGCCGCGUGUGUCGACACCUGCAAAAACAUUCCGAAGCCGAAUCCCUUCAUCUCCGCGCCCUGCGUACUCUAGAACCCCUCUUCCCACCCACAGACCACCAUAUAAUCUGGACCCAAAACGCACUCGCACGGUGCUACCGCUCUCCUCACCGCACCCCCUGUCUCCCCCAAGAAGCACUCGUCUUGCACACUCAAGCCUACAACUCCAUGGUACGUACCCUGGGACCCCUCCAUCCACACGCCAUUUGGACUCUCUCCGACACAGCGCGCUGUCUUGCCCAACUAGGACGAGUAGACGAAGCAUUUGAAGUUCGUACACGCGUUCUCGAGCAGAGGAUGCAAGUUCAUGGGUGUAUGCAUGCGGAUACAUUGUGGGCGAUGAAUUCGCUGGCGUUGUGUUAUGAAGGGAGAGGAGAGAUGGCGGAGGCCGCUUCUUGGCAUUCCCGCGCUUAUGAGGGGCAGGUGCAACUUUUUGGUGAGGGGCAUGCUCAUGCGAAAUGGAGUUUGCUGGCUUUGGGUCGGACGGGGUUUUUGUGUUAG